GGGACGCGUGGGAUGGCGCUUCGUGUAACGUGCGGGUGCAGCGGACUGGAGCGCUCGAGAGGGCUGCGUUCAUCGUCGCAGAGAGGCCCAAAAACACGGGACGGGGACUUGUUUGAGCUGCCCGACGAGCCCUUUUGGCGGUUUGGCUGCCUGACGACCGCUGGGCAUCUCGAGAGCUUAGUUCUCCACACACCACCAUGACGCGCGCCGACGACGUCGUAAGACGACGACGAUUUCAUGGAGACGACCUUUUACCAUUACUCAUCCCCGCGAUAGCCCUACUCACGACGACAACCAGAAGGAGGGACCCGAUCAUAAAUUACGACGCCUGGCACACCUGCGUUCUGGAAGGAUGCGCCUCCCCAAUGCAAGCGAACGAGGCCCACUCCUUCCCCUACCUGGCGACCCUCGUCUCGGUCCUCUUCCUGGGCGGCAUCAUGCUCGCGUGGCAGGCCAUCGCGCAGGAGGGCCAGAGCACGCUCAUGGGGAUUCGGGUCAAGCCGGGGCCGGGGGGCGGCGGCUAAGGAUCAUAGGAGACCUGUCGGGUC
Pelagomonas calceolata is the source of this 548-nucleotide messenger RNA. The record is from the annotation of a GenBank genome assembly. NCBI's taxonomy places the organism in Eukaryota, Pelagophyceae, Pelagomonadales, Pelagomonadaceae.